Molecule: messenger RNA, 1518 nt
Organism: Penicillium cinerascens
Lineage: Eukaryota; Fungi; Ascomycota; Eurotiomycetes; Eurotiales; Aspergillaceae
Product: putative MFS sugar transporter protein
Exons: 3
Coding region: 1-1518 (505 amino acids)
Biological process (GO): transmembrane transport; carbohydrate transport
Cellular component (GO): membrane
Molecular function (GO): carbohydrate:proton symporter activity
Source: RefSeq, a predicted model, not a curated record
AUGGAGGCCGAGAUGAUCAAGGGCGGAGGAAAAGAACACAUUGAAGAAAUCGUACUGACCCGUCUGACCGAGGAAGAUUUAUGGAAGCUGUCGCAGGAGUCGCUGACCGUUUGGUCGUGGACCGGCUUCCGUCUGGGCCUCAUUAUGUUUGUGCAAGGCUGCAACCAAGCGGGCUUUGGUAUCGACUGGGGCGUGAUCAGUGGUAUCAACGCAUUGCACCCUUGGCAUGACUACUUUGGCUUCGGGACCACCGGAGGUACAUACGGUCUUAUCAAUGCCCUCAUGAGCAUCGGCACUGUCUGUGGUGCCCCGUUUAUGGCCCUCGCGGAUGUGAUCGGUCGUCGCGGUAUCAACUUUCUGGGAAAUGCCAUUGUCAUCUUUGCGGCUCUCUUGCAGGGCUGCGCCAUCAACCUGCCGAUGUUCAUGGCAGGUCGCUUUUUCAUGGGAUUCGGCACUGCUCUCAUGUCUAGUUCCCAUCUUGUCAUGCUGGGAGCCAUGAUUGGGCUGUCCAAUCUCCCUGGGAACGACUGCUGGCGGAUUCCUUUGAUUCUCGAGGCUGUGUUCCCUACGAUUGUCUGCCUGACGAUCUACUUCUUGACCCCUGAGUCACCUCGAUACUAUGUUAUGAGGGGCCAGCGUGAAAAGGCCAAAGAAGUCGUCGCUAAACACCACACUACCUCCACGGAUAUCAACCAGCCCAUUGUUGAGAUCAUGGUAACUCAAAUGGAGGAAUCGCUCGAGAGCGACCGAGAUGGGAUUCGUUCUUUCUGGGAUUACCGAAUUUUCUUCACCAAAACCGCUCGCUAUCGUCUGCUGGUUCUGGUGCUUUAUUCUAUCUUCCAGCAAUGGAAUGGAGGAAGUAUCAUUACGUACUACAUGGUGGCAGCACUGGAGACUGUCGGUAUUGACGGUACUAAGCAACAGCUGGGUGUCACUAUUGGCACUACGGCUGUUUACUUUGUUUUCACAGCUUUCGGCUCGCUUCUUGUCGAUAAGUUCCGCAGACGAACCCUGAUUUUUGCAGGUCUAAUCAGCAUGAUCAUUUUCCAGACCGCUACUACCAUCACGUCCUGGCAGUAUAGUCUCCACGCCAGUCACGCUGCUGCUGCACUCACGCUCCUCUGGAUCUUUCUGUACCAGACGUUCUCCGCAACGCUGAUUGCAACCAUGCACAAUCUUUACCCGGUGGAGAUCCUCUCAUUGCCACUUCGUGCGAAGGGGAUGGGUCUGUACAGUCUGAUCCAGGGCGGUGCAAGUGCAGUGCAGACGUAUGGUAUCGGUAUCGGUAUCGGUAAAGUCGGAUACAAGAUAUGGGUGGUGUACAUCGCAUAUAACACCGUCCAGCUGAUCCUAUCCUAUUUCAUCUUCCCGGAAACCAGUGCUCUCAGUCUGGAAGAGAUCGAUAGCGUGUUUGGAACACCUGGUGUUGCGCCCGUCAAAAUGUCCCUGGAUAUUCAAAAGGCCAAGAAGGAGCGAGCGGCAGCAAGACGGGAUGAGGAGUCUUGGUCCCUGCGUUGA